This is a messenger RNA of Trichogramma pretiosum, 4292 nucleotides long. RefSeq names its product dual specificity mitogen-activated protein kinase kinase hemipterous-like. The transcript is spliced from 8 exons. Bases 752 to 3268 code for a protein of 838 amino acids. The record is from RefSeq and is a predicted model, not a curated record. Gene Ontology annotation, biological process: protein phosphorylation. Gene Ontology annotation, molecular function: ATP binding; protein kinase activity. Lineage: Eukaryota; Metazoa; Arthropoda; Insecta; Hymenoptera; Trichogrammatidae.
UUAUUCGCAGUUGUCUCUCUCACUCUCUCUUCCGACUUUAUAUGUGUGUAUUGUAUUUUACACACGAUGCGAAGAGUGUGUGGUAAUAACUGGUAAGAGAGAGAAAGAGAGAGACAGGAGAAAGAGAUAGAAGACGCAUAUAUACAUGUCUGCGGGGAACUGUGCGGCUAUAUAACACUGUAGUUAUGCGUAUACAAAAUUUUUGCUCCGUAUAGAGCAGCAUUGCCAGUCUCGCUCGGGAGCAAUCGUGUGCGACGACACCCAGAAUCGGAUACGUGCGCUGCCUGCCACUGUUAGCUGCUGCUGCAAUUUCUUUUUGCACGACGUCGCGGCUUUCAUAAUUACGACGCGCCUACACACAUUAUAUGUAGACGGGAGGAAGCUGGUGGCCACACACAGCACGCGAUAAUCCCGCGAGUACACGUGCCCAAUUAUAUAGUAUCGCGUAAUAUUAUCGCCGCUGCCACUGUGCAGGCCACUAACACACACGAUCGAUCCGCGAGUGCAUUAUAAUAAUAUAAUAACCGAUGGCAGAACGGUGAUGCGCGAAUUAUUAUCGUGUCGCGUUCGCGGAUCGUACAAGAGGACGGCGCCUCGUCUUGUGGUCUAUCGAUAAAAUAAAUAAUUAAUUGAAAGUAUCGUCAGUGCAGUACGAGAAAAAUAUUUAAUAAUAAACAAGGCUACAUGUAAACCUCGUCGUCCCCGUCGUCGUCUUCGUCGUCGCUCGGCCUCUUGUGUGUGCAGUGCAGUCAUGUCGUCGAAUAAUCUGGAGAAAAAGAUCAUGAGCCUGCAAGAGAAGCUACGCGAGCAAAAGGAAAGGCCGCAGCAACUGCAGUCGGAAAACGUUUGCAGCAAUAUUCAGCAGCUACCGCAGCAGAUUCAGCAACGACAACAACCCAACCCCUUGGUCAUGAGUCCCGCCCGCCCAAGGCCCAAACAAUUGGGCGAUAUCGGAACUCCCACAAAAUCGAGGAGGCAACUGGACUUGCCACUAUCAGGGUCGUUUUUGCCAUCAGAGUACAAAAAGAACGUAAACGAAGCUGAAUCAAAAAUGUCAGAUAUCAUGAAAAUGAGCGGUAUACUCACCAUUAAUGGUCAAAAAUAUCACACGAAAAUGGAUGAUUUGGAACAUUUGGGAGAAUUGGGUAAUGGCACUUGUGGUCAUGUGGUGAAAAUGAGACAUAAGCCCAGCGGAGUUGUUAUAGCUGUAAAACAGAUGAGGAGGUCUGGCAAUGUUGAGGAAAACAAAAGGAUAAUCAUGGAUUUAGAUGUAGUGCUUAAAUCACAUGACUGUCCAUACAUUGUUCAAUGUUUUGGUUGUUUUAUAACUGAUUCAGAUGUGUGGAUCUGCAUGGAACUUAUGGUGACGUGUCUGGAUAAAUUAUUAAAAAGGUGUAGACAGGCUAUCCCUGAAGACUUUUUAGGAAAAGUUACAGUAGCUACGGUGAAAGCCUUAUCGUACCUGAAAGAAAAACAUGGAGUUAUUCAUAGAGAUGUAAAACCCAGCAAUAUUUUGCUGGAUGAAUGUGGAGGUGUAAAACUAUGUGAUUUUGGUAUAUCUGGUCGAUUAGUUGAUAGUAAAGCAAAAACAAGGAGUGCUGGUUGUGCAGCAUAUAUGGCACCUGAACGGAUAGAUCCUCCAGAUCCUACCAAACCUGAUUAUGACAUCAGAGCGGAUGUUUGGAGUCUAGGUAUUACAUUAGUAGAAUUAGCCACUGGAGUAUUUCCUUACAGAGAUUGCAAGACUGAUUUUGAGGUUCUGAGCAGGGUUGUUCAAGAUGAUCCUCCAACUUUGCCUUGCAAUCCUCCUAUGUUUUCACCAGAAUUUCAUAAUUUUGUCAGUUGUUGUCUUACUAAAAAUUAUAAGCAACGACCAAAGUAUAAUAAAUUAUUGGAACAUCCAUUUAUUAAAAAAUAUGAAGCCCAAGAAAGUAUGCUUCCAUCAAUUUCACCUGGAUGUCAUUGGUUCUUUCAAACCAUGCGAAAACUUGAACCAAAUUUCAGAGGACCUUCUGAACAAGCUCAGCGGCAGUAUCAACCAGAUCAGCAAUUACAGCAACAGAAGCAGUUUCAACCAGGCAACGGUCACGUCUCGUUGAAGCAAUCGACCUUGUUGAAGCAACAGUUACGACAACAAGUGCAACAGCAGAGCACAGCUCCAAAAGAGCCAAAUACGUCGAGCGCCACGCCGCGAAGCACAUUGAUGCAACAGCCAGAAAUCAACAGCGGCUACAUUCCGUACAGUCCUUACGCGCUGCGCCGACGAGACAUGAUCACGCGACCUUAUUCGCCGGCCUCGGGUCAAGUGUUGAGCAACCUUCAACGCUCCUACUCGCCAGCGUCGUGUCGCUUGCAAGCUUCGGAAGACUCCUGCGACGCGACGACGACGGCGUCGAGACCUUACUCGCCUUAUUCCGGCGUAACGAGCUUGACCGACGCCGAGGCUCGACCUUACUCGCCUUACUACAGUAGCAGCAUCACCAGCAGUGGCUGUCGAAGAGAAAGCAGCAGAGACAGGUGGAUGCAGCAUCAGCACACGGGUCCGCGUUCGCUCAGCCCCUUCGCCCGAGAUUACUCGCCUUGGAGGCGAGAGAACGUCGAUCCCCCGGUUAUACAGCUGCCAGCCGCGAGCGAGAGAUACCACGUAACGCCAGUGCAUCAACCGAGAAUUUCUCAGCAGACACAGCAUCACUAUCAACAACAGCAGCAGCAGCAACCCAGGAUACAUCCCGCCGUGGCUCACGUCAUGCAAGUCAACAGGAACGACGCUUAUGCUAGUCCGAUAAUGAGCAGGAAAAGGUACACCUCAGAACCGCUUUGUCAUCAGCAGCAGCAACACGACCAACAGAUGCAGCGUAACACGCCCAGUCCUCAGCUUUUGCUUUCGAGAUUUGCUCAUCAAAUGAAGCAAGAACCGCCACCGACACCGAGUAUGAUGUCUCAACAGGCACACCUGGCCAGCAAGGAGUCAGCUAAAAAGCGCUUUGCUGGUUACAUGCGCCUGAGGAUUGGCAGCGAUCGCGAGGCUUCCCCAGAACCACCUCCUAGGUUCAAUCGCGUCGAUUCGCCACUGCUUCUGAGGAGAAACGUCAGCGAGCAGGCCUCUCCUUUCUUCCCUCGAAGAUACGUUUCGCCUUCGCCACCAGUGCCACCUCCUCGUCGCUUGUCUGAAAGCAGCUCUGUACCUGGAAGUCCUCAGCAUUUGUAUACACGACUCUUGCAUUACACCCCCGAACCUCAGCGGAGAUCUCAGCAAUCGCCUCCAUAGCAUAGCGUUUUUGGCGGGAAAUUCUCGCCACUGCCAUAUCUACGCUCGCGAUUUCUUCAACGCAAACUUAAUCCUCAAACGGGUCGAAGCUAAUUUAUAUAAAACACCGAUUUUCUAAAUUCAAAUUAAUGUAAAUGGUCAAUGAGAUGUUUGAGAGAUUUAUGCUUACGCAUAGAGCAUUUGCUACUCUUCUCUAAAAGUACUAUUCACGACAAAGCUUGCACGUGAUGGUACGUAAGUGUCACUAGUAUGAAUCACUAUUCAUAAACGUUUUUAAACCUUUUCAUAAUUGUGUGAUCGUGUUUAAUUGUGAAUUCAAUCGCGGAGUUGUAUACACAAACAAACUCAAUGGUAAUCGUGUAUAGGCUUUCGUAAUUAAUGUUCUUUAACCGUUUUUAUACUGUGCUUGUUAUAAAAAAAAAACAAAAAACAAAACAAAACAAAAUGUGUAUAACGACAAAUGAUAUUUCUAUUAUUGUACACAUACAUAAAAAAAAAUUGAUGGAUUGUAAAUGGCGCGUUCUAAAAAUGUUUUUCUAAAGAUUAGAAAAACAACUAAAAUGAGUUUUUUCAAGUCCUUUGAAAGUGUAAACUGUUCCUAUUAUAAAUGAAUAAAUAAUUCCUAUUAUUUGCGCAUCCCAAUAAAAUUUUAUGUAUAGAAUUGAUAUUUGCCGUUUUUACACAAAAUUUAGCAUUCUAAAUUGUGAUUGUUUUGCUCAAAAUAUCACACUUGGUUGCAAUUUUAAAAUUUAUUAAUGCUAAUCUUACCAAUAUAAAUAUUGUUGAUGUUUAUUAGUUGUUUAGCUAUGCAAAAUACGAUAAUUUUUUACUCGCAAUCAAUUGCCACGCCUUUUUGAUCCUCAUUUUAAUAUGAUAUAUCAAUGUUUGUUAGAAAAGUAUUGAUUUUAAUGUAAAUUCUUUAUGCGAUGAAUUUUAGCCAAACGCUUGGAAUGAAAUCCUAAUGUUGUUUUAGAAAAAAUAAAUAAAUAUAUUUGCUUCAAAGCAUGGGCUUUCGAUAUUAAUU